Messenger RNA from Striga asiatica, 3379 nucleotides. Lineage: Eukaryota; Viridiplantae; Streptophyta; Magnoliopsida; Lamiales; Orobanchaceae. The record is from the annotation of a GenBank genome assembly.
AUGGUGGCAAUAGGGCUGCCGGCCCGCAGGAGCACCGAGUUGCUGGAGAGGCUCGACGAUGAUCGGCCCGUGAUUGUUGUGCCCCGCUCCUCGAAAUCAACAACCAUGAUUUCUAAAGCGAGAGAGCCACCAUUGACUCUGCACGCCACAGUUUCUCUGAAAAGAAUCCCGCCUACGGGACCCUCGCUCGCUGGGGUCUAUCCACGCUAUCGUCUAAGUCGUACAGCUCGUUUCAGCGUUGUCAGCGUCGGGGAUUUGGUCGGAAACAGCGGGGGUGCUCGGGGCUUCGUUUGCUUUGGUGGGCCGCUUGGGUUCUUCUUGGAUGAAGAAGACGGAGGUGUCAACGCGGUGGGGUGGGAUUUCUUGCUACCGCGGCGGCGGGGGCUGAGGGAGUCUCGCCGGAUGAGAAUUUGGGGUUGGGGUGCAGCUGCAGCAGCCACACUGAAACCUGCUUCCAAAAGCCCCCUUUCUUCUAUUGAAAAAUAUAAUAAAGAAACAAUACUGACGAUAUACCUGGGAUUUCUUCUCUGUUUUCCCCUCAUCGAUCAUAUGUUACAUUCUCAGACAUAUUCAGAUUCCUUAGUAAUGGCUUCAAGAGCAAUAUUGCGAAAGAAAAGGUAUAUUAUUGGUUCAAUUAAACAAUCCAAUUACUUGGUUCAAGGUCUCUUAUGCUCCGAGCAUGGGAAAUCACUGGAGAUUCCUGAUUCAUUGCUUUGGCACCGACCGAUGACCACGUCAUCCUCUGAUGAGCAUUAUAAAGAGAAGGAAGAUUUUCAGACUCUAUCAAAGCACUUUUCAAAAUGUACUUCAACAAAAAAUCAGAUUGAUUAUAAGUUUUUCUGUGUUCCAAAUUUGCGCCAUGAGGUUGGAAUAUAUGGAGAAUGUUCUCAUUUGGGAUUUCAGUGGGCAAAAGAACAUGCACGUUAUCUAUCAACUGCUGCAGCAGGCCAGCCUGAACUAGGAGGCCGUGAUAAUAAAAAUGAAGAACCUGCGACAAAGCAGAAGAAGGAACCUUCGCCCGAAGAAUGUGACCAGGCUGUCGAAGGUUUGAGCUCUGUCAAAGCCAAAGCUAAAGCCAAGCUGUUGCAAGAUUCCAAGAGGGAUGCCAGCUUUAUACUGAAGAGAAUAUGGGCGAUGCUUUUAGGAAUUGGUCCAGCUUUGAGAGCUGUUGCCUCUAUGAGCAGGGAGGAUUGGGGGAUAAAAUUGCGGCACUGGAAGGAUGAGUUUAAAUCCACAUUGCAGCACUACUGGUUAGGUACAAAACUGCUGUGGGUUGAUGUUAGAAUAAGCUUGAGGCUUUUGUUAAAACUUGCUAGUGGGAAGACUCUAUCCAGGAGGGAGAGGCAACAGCUUACACGAACUACAGCCGACAUCUUCAGGCUAGUUCCUUUUGCUGUCUUCAUUAUAGUUCCUUUCAUGGAGUUUUUGCUGCCGGUGUUCCUGAAAUUGUUUCCAAACAUGUUGCCAUCGACCUUCCAGGACAGAAUGAAAGAACAGGAGGCUCUGAAAAAGAGGCUUAAUGCAAGGAUAGAAUAUGCAAAGUUUCUACAAGAGACCGUAAAAGAAAUGGCAAAGGAAGUUCAGAACUCAAGAAGUGGAGAAAUAAAGAAAACUGCUGAAGAUCUUGAUGAUUUCAUGAACAAGGUCAGGACAGGAGCACGUGUUUCCAAUAGUGAAAUCUUGGGCUUUGCCAAGUUGUUUAAUGACGAGCUCACUCUGGAUAACAUCAGCAGACCCCGGUUAAUGACUAUGUGCAAAUAUAUGGGUAUUAGUACUUACGGUACGGAUGCGUAUCUGCGGUAUAUGCUACGAAAGAAGCUUCAGAAGAUAAAGGAAGACGAUAAAAUGAUUCAAGCGGAGGGCAUAGAGUCUUUAUCUGAGGAGGAGCUUCGCCAAGCAUGCCGGGAUCGUGGAUUGCUUGGACUCCUCUCAGUUGAUGAAAUGAGAAAACAGCUUCAAGAUUGGCUGGACUUAUCUCUCAACCAUUCAGUACCAUCAUCUUUAUUAAUAUUGUCUAGGGCUUUUAGUGUGUCUGGUAAAGUCAAGCCAGAGGAAGCUGUUCAAGCUACGCUGUCAUCUCUACCUGAUGAGGUUGUGGACACUGUUGGAGUAACAGCAUUACCAUCUGAAGAUUCUGUCUCUGAAAGAAGGAGGAAGUUAGAAUUCCUGGAAAUGCAAGAAGAAUUAAUCAAGGCUAGGCUGAAGGAAUCUGCCCCAAUGCAGAAGGAUGUCGCGUUGGAGGAGAUGGUGACAGCAACUGCAAAAGAAGCAGAAGAACGUGGAAAAGCCAAAAGUUUGGAUAAGCAAGAACAACUCUCCGAGCUCAGUCGUGCAUUGGCAGUAUUAGCUUCAGCAUCGUCGGUGAGCAGGGAGCGGGAAGAGUUCUUGAGACUGGUCAACAAAGAGAUUGGUCUGUACAAUGACAUGGUAGAAAAAGAGGCUAAAGAAGGAGAAGAAGAAGCCAGAAAAGCUUAUAGAGUAGCUAGAGAGGAAAGUGAUGAUGCUACUGAGAGGGCUUCGGGUGAUAAAGUAUCUGCAGCACUAAUAAAUAGGGUUGAUGCUAUGCUCCAAAAGCUUGAAAAGGAAAUUGAUGAUGUAGAUUUUAAAAUUGGCGACCGUUGGAGAUUGCUUGACAGAGAUUAUGAUGGAAAAGUGACUCCUGAGGAGGUUGCAUCUGCUGCUAUAUACCUGAAGGACACUUUAGAUAAGGAGGGUAUUCAAGAACUUAUCGGGAAACUGUCCAAGGAUAGGGAGGGAAAAAUUCUUGUGGAAGAUAUUAUCAGGCUAGCGGAACAGGCAGAAGAUGGAGAAACUGCUGAAGCAGGAAAAUCUUGAGAGAAAUUCAAUUGAAUAACAAAUCAUUCGUGGUUUUUUCUUGGCUUCUUUCUACUCUUGAAGUUCUCUGAGGUAGAUGUAUUUUGACCAUGUAUCGGUAUUCUUGUCACCAUAAGGUGGUUCAUUUUAUAUUCAGGCCGCUCACAUUAAAAGAACCAAUAAUGUGUAAGAUUGUCUGGAGAAAUAUUGUCCAUUGCAAAUAUUUUCUUAGGAAGAAAGGUUUUGUCUACAUAAUUGACAUCGUCGAGCCGUGACUCCAUAUGUAUCGUAAUUCUUUGUACAUGUGAUGGUAUUGAAGAGCAAUGAGUGUAACAAUUAGUUUGAUGUGCGUUUUAUGGGUAUUGUGAUGCAACAUUUUUUUGCAUCUAUUCAAGAUUAUCAUUUUCUUUUUCUCUAGUCACCAUAUGUAUCGUAAUUCAUUGUACACGUGAUGGUAUUGAAGAGCAAUGAGUGUAACAAUUAGUUUGAUGUGCGUUUUACGGGUAUUGUGAUGCAACAUUUUUAUUUUGCAUCUAUUCAAGAUUAUCAUUUUCUUUCUCUUUUG